AUGCUAAAAUCAACAUACAAACCCUCCCCCGGUGUUCUCCCUCCUCUUCCACCAGGCUGGACCGAACACAAAGCGCCCACCGGGCACACCUACUACUACAAUGCCUCGACCAAAGAGUCAACCUACAAGCGCCCCGGCGUUACCCCGACCCCUACUCCUCCCGCCGCCGCUUCUCCGUUCGUGAACCCCUCGAUGAGCUACCUCCAACACCAAUCCGUUCCCGCGAUAAACCUCUCCGAUCCACGCGUUGCCAAUGCGUUUAUGGCGCAGUAUGCCCAACAGUUCCAACCUCAACACCAAGGAGGGCGAGGGGGUUUUGGAGCAGGAGGCAGAGGCGGCAACCAGCAGCAGCAGAGGCCGCGACCACAGCCCGUGGACAAGCCGAAAGCCAAGAUCGCCAUCCCGGGCUGCGAGCCGUGGUUCCUCGUUUACACGAAAUACGGGAGGAGAUUUGCUUAUAACCCGGUGAAGAACGCGAGUUACUGGCGCAUUCCGGAGAAGAUCUUGCCAGCAGUGGUGGAGUUGGAUAAAGAGCGGAUAAGGAGGAAGGCGGCGGGGGAGCCACCGCUUGAAGAGGACCCGAAGUACAAGAGCCAUGAGAAGGAGGAGGAAAAGGUGGAGGGGAAGGAUGCGGAGCAGGGUCAAGAGGAGACACACGACUACGACAGCUCGGAAUACGAAGAGGUAGAAGUAACCGACGACGAAGGCGCAGACCACGACGACGCCGAGCACCCCUCCAAGCGCCAGCGCACCGAAGACGAAAACCAGGGGCCGAUCGAAUUCACAGAAGACGACUUCGCCGCUCAGCUCGCCAUGAUGGAAGGCGACGGCAUGGACAUCGACCAAGAAUACGAUUUUGCCGCACAAGAAGAAAACGUCGAACCCCUCUCCGAUACCGACGCCCGCCUUCUCUUCCGCGACCUCCUUGCCGACUUCCGCAUAAACCCCUACUCUCCCUUCCAGAAGCUGAUCGACGAAGGCGACAAGACGGGUGUCUUCUCUGACCCGCGGUACACCGUGCUCACAUCGAUGCGCGAGCGCAGGGAAGUCUACGAUGAGUGGUCGCGCGAGGCCAUCCAAGCCUUAAAGGAAGCGAGGGCCAAGGAGGAGAAGAAGGACCCUAGGAUACCGUACCUGGCUUUCCUACAGGAACACGCGACGCCGAAGUUGUACUGGGCUGAGUUCAAGAGAAAAUACCGGAAGGAGGAGGUAAUGAAGGAUUCGGCGCAUCAUAGGAGCUUCAACGACAAGGAAAGAGAAAAGUUGUACAGAGAACAUAUCAACAGGCUGAAACUGCCGCAGUCACAACUCAAGAGCGAUUUGAAGAAGUUGCUGGAGAGCGUACCGCUCCGGCAGCUCAACAACCGCUCCUCUGUAGCCAGCCUCCCGAGUCAGAUCCUAGCAGACAUCAGAUACAUCUCCCUCGACGCUAAAACGCGCGACGAAUUCAUCGAGGGGUACAUCCAGGGUCUUGCCCCUCCGCCAGAGGUCGAAAGUGCUGCGGGAGAAGAGGAGGAUGAGGUGCUAAGGAAAGCUAGAGAGGAGAGGAAGAAGAGAGAGAAAGCGUUGGAGGAGAGGGAGAAGAGGGUGGAAGAGGAGAAGAGAAGACAAGAAAAGAGGCUAGCGGUCGAGAGGGCGAGGUUAAGGGAGGAGGAAAGGGAGUUGCAGAGGGCUAUGGUUGUUGAUAAGAAGGGGUUGCAGAGUCAGCUGGGUGGUGGUGCUGCGGCUGGCGGGGAGGCGCCGAAGGAUGAUGGGGCGAAGGAGGAGAGAGGAGGGAGUGAAUAA
Neurospora tetraspora is the source of this 1785-nucleotide messenger RNA. RefSeq lists its product as uncharacterized. Gene Ontology annotation, molecular function: transcription coregulator activity; RNA polymerase binding. Bases 1 to 1785 code for a protein of 594 amino acids. Gene Ontology annotation, cellular component: nucleus. NCBI's taxonomy places the organism in Eukaryota, Fungi, Ascomycota, Sordariomycetes, Sordariales, Sordariaceae. The transcript is spliced from 2 exons. The record is from RefSeq and is a predicted model, not a curated record.